Molecule: messenger RNA, 5291 nt
Organism: Siniperca chuatsi (mandarin fish)
Lineage: Eukaryota; Metazoa; Chordata; Actinopteri; Centrarchiformes; Sinipercidae
Gene: ccnd2a
Product: cyclin D2, a
Exons: 5
Coding region: 315-1208 (297 amino acids)
Biological process (GO): mitotic cell cycle phase transition; regulation of cyclin-dependent protein serine/threonine kinase activity; positive regulation of G1/S transition of mitotic cell cycle
Cellular component (GO): nucleus; cytoplasm; cyclin-dependent protein kinase holoenzyme complex
Molecular function (GO): cyclin-dependent protein serine/threonine kinase regulator activity
Source: RefSeq, a predicted model, not a curated record
AGACAGGAGUGCAGCAUGUUGCGUCUGGUCUAUACAGAGGUAAUGAAGUGAAUUGCGUCAGUGGCGCAUGCAGGGCAGGCUUGAAAUGCGCCUGAUCUGUCCAGGCGGAUGAAAGUAGAGGCGCACUGCGGGGAGAGAGGAAAAAGUUCUCAACAAGGAGAGGCAGGACUACUCUUACGGAGCCCCUGCAGUCUCACUUUUAUGCCUCUAAAAGACUUUCCCUGCUAUCCUUUUGCAUUUUUGCUCUGUAACACCGCUUUUACGUUUCCGAGAGAGAAAUCCUACUUUUUUACUUAAGUGAAAGCAGCAGCACCAUGGAGCUGCUCUGCCUCGAAAUGGACACCAUCAUACGAGCUCGUCCCGAUCCGAACCUCCUGUGCGAUGACAGAGUCCUGCAGAGCUUGUUGACCAUAGAGGAGAGGUUUCUACCCCAAUAUUCCUAUUUCAAAGGCGUCCAGAAAGAUAUUCAGCCGUUUAUGCGGAGGAUGGUCGCUACUUGGAUGUUGGAGGUUUGUGAGGAGCAGAAGUGCGAGGAAGAAGUUUUUCCCUUGGCCAUGAACUACUUAGACAGAUUUUUAGCCGUGGUACCCACCAAAAAGUGUAACCUGCAGCUGCUGGGAGCAGUGUGCAUGUUUCUUGCAUCCAAAUUGAAAGAGACUCGUCCAUUAACUGCAGAGAAGCUUUGCAUCUACACAGAUAACUCCAUCAGACCACAAGAGCUGCUGGAGUGGGAACUGGUGGUGUUGGGGAAGUUGAAGUGGAACUUGGCAGCAGUAACGCCGAACGAUUUCAUCGAGCACAUUGUGAGGAGGCUGCCGCUGCCCGAGGAUAAGCUGGCACUUAUACGCAAACAUGUCCAGACCUUCAUCGCUCUCUGUGCCACAGAUUUCAGAUUCGCCAUGUACCCUCCCUCCAUGAUUGCCACAGGAAGUGUGGGGGCAGCGAUCUGCGGCCUACAGCUGGAUUCAGCUGACCAGUCACAGUGGGGCGACAGCCUGACAGACCUGCUGGCCAAAAUCACAAACACAGAAGUGGAUGUUCUCAAAGAGUGCCAGGAGCAGAUUGAGCGUGUGCUGGUGAGCAGCCUGCGCGAGGGGCGGCAGCAGCAACAGCAGCAGCAGCAGACGCAGAGAGGCCCCAGCGGGAAAGGCCUGGACGAGCUGGAUCAAUCCUCCACCCCGACAGACGUCCGCGAUGUCAACUUGUGAACCACCAGAGGGCGUCAUUGCACGGAAUUUACAAAAAAAAAAGCUUCAUGCAAAAAAACCUCAAUUUUCUUAAAAGCAGAAAAAAAGAACAAAAGAACAAAAAAUUUUAAAAACACAAGCCCUUUAAAAGAAAAAGAACAAUGCUUGCUAGUUUUUUUGUAGAUUUUCUGUUCUUCAAGUCAAAAACACCUGCCCACAAAAUAGAUUUUCUAUGAUGUUCUAGUCUAAAAGCAACAAAUUUGAUACAAGAUGAAGCUCUGUGGUGCCUUGGAUAUACAGAAGGGAAGCCAAUCAUAUUUGCAUUCUGCCUUUGAUUGUAUAGUAUGAUCUUUAAGUUAUAUUUUAACCAUAGCUUGAUAAUGAGGCUGUGAUGGUAGAAGUUAUGGAAACCAUUCAGAAAUUGCAUACAUGGGAUCACAGUGGGUUUUUUUCUCUCUGUUUUGUUUUAUGUGAGUAUUAUCACUAUUACAUAUGUGGCUGGUGUAAGAGAGGACGCGUGUUCAAGCUCCUCAACCAUCAGAAGGUCCACAUGUGUGUUGAGGAUGAGACAGACAGAGGAAAGCCGUCAGAACAUUAUGCUAAAAGUUGGUGGGUCCCAAUUCCAGGGAGGAGACGGGAUGAUAAUAAUUAUUAGUAGUAUUAGUAAUUAUUAUUAUUAUUAAUAUUAUUAUUGGACAUAUUUUGGAACCGAGUAGUAGAGAUCAAUAAGCUCCUUUUUGUCAGGCUGCUUGUGUGUGUCAGUUUGUGUGUGCAGUGUGUAAGCGCGCGUCUGUGUGUGUGUGUGUGUGUGGUGUGAAUGCUGCAUGUGAUCCUGUAUCUAUAUUAGCAGUGUGCAUUCUCUGGCAUGAGGCACUUGAGUCAGUCGUAGACUUACGGUUCUAUGUUAAAAGACUAUGGAGCAAGCUGAGGCUACACAUACUUUGUCCAUCAGUAUAACAGGGCAUCUAUGCUAUAUCACUGCCUUCAUGCAUUAACAAUGUAUCAUGGUUCAUUGUUGGCCAACGAUUAACUCAUGUGCAUGGACUAUGAGUGAGACAGAAAAAGAUUUAGUGAAGGAGGAUAUGGGCAAAGGGACUUUCACUUAGAGCCCCUUAUCUUUAUAAGAGCAUUUUUCCUGAGGUGUUACACCUCGGACUCAGAGGUCAUGUGAGGUCUUUGUUUAUUACUGCCAUUCUGUUAAUGAAAUAUUACAGAUACUUCAUUCUUUUUCAUGUUGUUACAAUAAUGUUUCCUUAGUUGUGAAAGGCUGCUUUGAGUCUGGACAGAGUAGUAAUGACCUCUCACGUGUGGGAGAGGACAAUAUCUUGAAGAAGGUGAGGCUGUGCUUUUUAAAGUCUGGAGGACGCUAGCCUCUUCUGUAUUAAUUAGCAAUUAAUUAGGGAGGGAACAGGGUGUGGCGUGGAAAGAAUUAGAAAGAGAGGGACAGUUUGCAACUAAGAAGCCACAUGUGGAGGGCACAUGAGUGCACAGCACAGAAUGGUAGGGCAGAGAGGACUUUAGUGGUGCAGGAGCAUGCUGCUGUGUAGGAGACGGGGAGGAUUUACAGCCAGUGGCUGGAAGAUGAUAACAAACAAAAGAUGCCCAAAGGCCUCACGAUUAAACUUUGAUAUCUGCAUAUUUGGAUGGAAUCAACAUUAAUUUUGCAUAAUGGAUGUCUACAAUGACACAGCUAAGUGAACAAAAACGUUCUGGGUUUCCAUUUAGAUGAAAAUUAAAUGAGGAACUAAGACUGUACGCUGCCAGAUCAUGUGAGGAUGAACUUUCUUGGGGUUGUAGUUAGAGGAGUACAGGAUGAUAAUAUACUGUCAAUGCAUCUGGAGUCCCACAUAGGGUUGUUUUCAGCUCCCCUAUAUGAUUUCAAUGGCAAAGCACUUUGAAAACAUGCUCCCCAGGAGAUAAGUAAAAUGAAAUGCGUUGGGUGGUGAUUGGAGGUGAAUGGAUGUUUUCUUUUUUAGCCUUUUCUUUGGUUUACUUUGUAGGGCUGGUUUCCCAAUCAUCAGACAUACCCUUGUCAAGCAAGAGUCAAAUUAAAAAGGCUUUCGACAACUUACAACGAGAGGACAUUCCGAUCAAAAAAAAAAAACAUUCCUAUUCAAGCAAAGUGCAACUUGACGGGGAGUCUGACCAUUUCAGAGAAUUUGAACAAAUCGAAAACGCCAAUAUGAAUUGGAAAAUGCCUACACACAGAGUUCACUGAUCCAUGGGUUCUGUUUUGAUUUUCUUUUACAUUGUCAAGAAAUGAAAUAUUUGUUUUUACUUGAAUUUUUCUUCAUAUUUAUCUGCAUCACAGCCACAGAUAGUCACACAGGGCAGCGAUGAGCUACAAGAAAGGGUGGUCGUAACAUCCAGUAUUUGCACAUGUUCCUCAGAGGGCAAUGAGGUUUGCAUUUUUAAGACAGAGCAGAGCCUUUGUUCGAAACCACCUUAACUGAUGUGUGUUGCAGUGGUUGGUCAGUUUUCUAUGGUGCUGGCUUGUGUAGUUCAGGCCGAUUGUCUGUCAGUGAACACAUCUGUCCCCUGUGAGCUUUGCUGCUUCAAAUCAUUGGCAAGGGGGUUCAUCAGCCAGACAGACAUCAGCACAAAACAAGAGACAGAUGAUUUUUUUUGUUUUGUUUUGUUUUAAUGGGACACAUGGCUUUGCCACAGCAAGGUGUCUUUGACUUAAUGCUUGAGUUUGUUCGUGACGGUAUGUGACUUUGCUGAGUGUAUGUUUGUCAGACUGAAGAAAAAUGUGGGGAUCUAAUGUUUUAAUGAUGUUUUUAGUAAAAAUGGGCAAUUUAAUGACACAUUUGCCAAAACAUCCCCGUUUGAAUAUUUGAUAUGACCCCUUCAUUUUGCCUCUGUUUGCCUGAUGUAAGCUCUCUCCCAAACUUAACGGUUGUGAUUUUCUUUCCUGCAAUUUAUUGUUGCAUGUGUUAUAUAUUGAGACGACCUUUUCAAUUUGUGUUUAUUUUAUGGGGUGACCAGACCCACAAAAGGGUUUUUCUAAGAUUUAGAGAUACUGUAUUCCAAAGUGAAGAGAGGACAGAGGAGGAGGUGUGAAGACAUCAAGAAAAAAGUGUCAAUAUUUUUAUUGAGUUAUUGUUGUCUUUUUGCGCUGCUAAAAGCUAUGAAUUUGUUUCAUUUAUACAAAAAAAUAACAUUACCUAGUUGUGAUGUGUCACUUGAGUGUGCUGCUAUUUUAUAAACAUUUGUAUUAUAAUAUAAUUAUUUUACUGCUUAAGAGAUACAUUCAGAAAAACGAAGUAGAUGGUGAUAGAAGAACAUGAAAUGAAUAUUCGACUGGAAAUGUUCUUUGUACAGUUUGACAGUUUGCUUAGGUAGCAUGUCUCCUUUCCCCCUUUUUUUAAUCUAUUUUGCUCUCCUUCUUCAGUCACAUUCUGCGUCAGUGGUAUUUCCUAUACCUCAGGAUUACUGGACAAAAUAAAACAGAAACAAAUCCAUCACCUAUACCUCUGCGGUUAGGGAGCCUGGAACGGAGGAGAAAGAAUACGGUGGGGGGGAAAGCAACAACAAAUUUGCAUUUUUGUGGAUGAUUCGCACUGUUUUAGUGGAGAAACAUCUUGCUCAGUGAGAUGUGAAACAAGAAAUAUGCAAGGCUUCCACUUGGACUUAACCUGUAUUUGGGGGGGGACGACAACAACAUUGCAACAUUUUUUGGGAGUGUUUAUUCCGUAGAUAGUUCAAGCAUGUUCAUUUCUGUUCAUGUUGGUGCUACAUCUGACUUGUGUGCAAGAGAGGGAAAAACAGCAUUUCUAUGAUGGCCAAAGUACAGUUCUUGCUUUAUACAACAACAAUCACUCUGAAUGUCAGUAAAUACGGAUUCUGUAUGUGAGAAAGAUACGUUUUGGUCUGAAAUAUUAUGUCUGCACACCAUUGUAACUGCCACAUAAUAAUGGGUUGAGCUACACCUGUCAUGUCCAACCAUAAAUAUUCUGAUAUCUGGAAGUUUCAAUGGUGCAGAUUUCCCUUUGAGUUGCCCCCCUCCACUAUAACUCAUAUCAUGUACCUCAAAUGUCUGUUGCACAACCUCUGUUCAAUAAACUUCUGCUUUAAAGGGUGUGACACCACAUCAGCUCACUA